AUGUCAAACCAAACAGGUGAACAGUGGACACCAUUCAUACUGAGCACAAUGGUAGCAGAUACUAUAUCUUCAAUGAUAAUAACAGACCUUGACGAUGAUGUAUUGACUGUAAUAGAUCCUUUUCAAGAUUUUUUAUCUGAUUUUUUUGGCGACGACAGAGAUAUUGACGAAAGAAUUGAAGGUGAAACUGUAAUCGAUGAUGAUAGCAUUACAGAUUUCGACUCGACCUCAGUUUGGAGUAGUAGCAGAAGCAGUAACGAUUCUGAAUAUACUCAUACAUCUAAUACCCGUCCUUACACAAGGGGAGAAAUACAAACAUAUGGGGACUCUUAUGGUAGUACCAACAUUUUUUCAUCGAUACCAAACUUUAUUUCGCUUAGCCAUACUGGCACACUUUCCAAUAUAUACUGGUACCCUACACAGUCAGUAAGUUCAAUUCAGGAUGGGAUAUAUGAUAGUGACGAAGGUGUUGAUGUUAACAGCAGUGAUCACGAUGGUGAUAUUUUAGAACGGCCCAGCACCCCGUAUGAAUACGUAUACGAUGUCAGGGACCCAUCCAACAGGGCAGCUCACUUUUCUUCGAUUUUGGACAUGAAUAUUUUCAAUGCACACAAUGAUACCAAGGAUGGUUAA
Kluyveromyces lactis is the source of this 633-nucleotide messenger RNA. RefSeq lists its product as uncharacterized. Lineage: Eukaryota; Fungi; Ascomycota; Saccharomycetes; Saccharomycetales; Saccharomycetaceae. The coding region runs from base 1 to 633 and encodes 210 amino acids. The transcript has a single exon. The record is from RefSeq and is a predicted model, not a curated record.